UAAAAAUGAGUUUACUAUCACUUACAUCCCGGGUUCUUAGAAUAAAAAGUAAUUUAAUAAACAUUCGUUGUAUGAGUGAUAAUAAAUUAGAACGUCCCAAUUUAAGAUUCACUAAAUCAAGACCAAAGUCACGUGUUUUUGAUAAAGGUUUAGAUGAAACUGAAUAUGAUCAGCAUAACAAACCACCUGGUCCAAUAAAAUAUAUAUUAUUGGGAAUACCAAUAAUUACAUUCAUUCUUGGCACUUGGCAAGUGGAGAGACGUAAAUUGAAACUCCAAUUGAUAGAAGAUUUAAAAAAGAGGACAACUGCGGAUCCAAAACCUCUACCGGAAGAUCUGCACGAGCUUGCAGAAUUGGAGUACUACCCGAUAAAAGUAAGAGGACAAUUUCUGUAUGACAAAGAGUUUACAAUAGGCCCCAGGAGUCUGAUAGUCGACGGUUCUGGAACAUCAGAAAAAGGAAGCGGUGGUGGUUUGAUCGGUGGAAGCGGAGCACGAACUGGAUAUUGGAUAAUUACUCCAUUUAAAUUAGAAGAUCGUGAUCUUACGAUUCUAGUCAACCGCGGAUGGAUACCCAAGAAGCUGGAAAAGAUGCCUGUUGAUAAACUGGGGCGUGUUCCUGGUAUUGUUGAGAUAACGGGACUGCUGAGGUUGAAUGAAGAACGAGCUCCGUUUAUGCCGAAAAAUAAACCUGCUGGUAAUUUGUGGUUCCAUCGAGAUCUCGUGGCCAUGGCAGAGUCUGCUGAUGCUGACCCAAUAUUCAUGGACUUGGUUGUGGGUGAUGGUGUACGUGGUGGUCCAAUUGCUGGACAGACGCGUGUCUACAUGAGAAAUGAACACCUGAGCUACAUUAUCACCUGGUACUCAUUGUCAUUGAUAACAUCAUGGUUCUGGAUUAGAUUGUACAUUCAAAAAUUACCACUUUUGUAAUUACGUAAAUAAAUUAUAAGUUACAUACAAUAUA
Messenger RNA from Microplitis demolitor, 963 nucleotides. It is a transcript of the gene Surf1, whose product is annotated as surfeit locus protein 1. The transcript has a single exon. The coding region runs from base 6 to 929 and encodes 307 amino acids. Gene Ontology annotation, biological process: mitochondrial respiratory chain complex IV assembly. Lineage: Eukaryota; Metazoa; Arthropoda; Insecta; Hymenoptera; Braconidae. Gene Ontology annotation, cellular component: membrane; mitochondrion. The record is from RefSeq and is a predicted model, not a curated record.